Bactrocera tryoni is the source of this 3349-nucleotide messenger RNA. RefSeq lists its product as uncharacterized. Lineage: Eukaryota; Metazoa; Arthropoda; Insecta; Diptera; Tephritidae. Gene Ontology annotation, cellular component: nucleus. Bases 97 to 2628 code for a protein of 843 amino acids. The transcript has 7 exons. The record is from RefSeq and is a predicted model, not a curated record.
AUACAUACAUAAAAACGGCGGGCAACAUUUUCAGUGUAAUAAAAAUUUACAUCAUUUUAUAUUAUUUAUAUUUUAAAUUUAAAGUUAAAUGUAAGCAUGAAGUGCGAAUUGUGCGGUUCAAGUCGUCGUGACAGUAUUAAAUACGGCGAAUUUCUGAAAAAAAAGGGAAAAGGCGUGCAUACUAAUUGCUUGUAUUUAUCUUCUGCCAUUACACAAAAUGGUAAAGAUGAUGAGGGAAUUUUGGGAUUUCUACCAAAAGAUAUUGCGGCAGAGAAAAAACGAGUAUCAACUGUUCGAUGCUGUUAUUGCGGAGAAGUGAUGGCCAACAUAGGAUGUUGUGCAAGGCGCUGUCACUUAAAUUUUCACAUGAUUUGUGGCAUAGAAAAUGGGGCCAUGAAUCAAUUUAUUCAUAGUUUUCGUUCUUUCUGCCAUAGACAUGUACGCAAAGUUAAUUAUCGCCCAAAAAAAGACGAUGAGUGCUGUAUAUGCUUUGAAAAAAUCUUCAAUGAAAGCACUCGCUUCAGUGCAGUCAAUAUGAUACGUGCACCAUGUUGUCGGAAUGGUUGGUUUCACAAAUACUGUCUACAACAAUUUGCUAAAAAUGCAGGAUAUUUUUUUAAAUGUCCGCUUUGCAAUGAUAAUACAAAUUUUAAACAGAAUAUGUCGCUGAGUGGCAUUUUCGUGCAAAACAAAGAUGCCGAGUGGGAGAUGGUUCCCAAUGCGUAUGCCGAAUUGCUUGAGCGUCCCAGUGUAUGUGCGGCCGAAACCUGUCAUAACAGAAAGGGACGCGCUCAAGCGCAAACCACAAAUAAUCCAUUCAUCUAUUGUGUAACAUGCGGUUCUGUAGCAAUGCACCUUCAUUGCACGCCACAACGCAGCCACACAUUUGAAUGUGACAAUUGUAAAAGUAUACUGCAUGCUAACAGUGGCCUUGAGACUAUGGAGGCACAGCAACAGUUUAUAGAACUAGCGAAUGCUGAUGAUGCAGAUAUAAUUGAAGAUGAAAAUUCAGAUAUAGAUGUGUGUGGCAUUAUUAGUGAGGAAGAAGUUGACAAUGAAAUAAUUCAACGACCAUAUAUUAAAAAUGAAAAUUCAACACAAAUAAUGGAACUAGGUGACAGUUUGAAUUACUCUGAUGACACUACGUUUGAAUGCCAAAUGCAACUUGCUUAUUUGUGCAGCGAUGAUGAAAGACAAGUUAAUGCUGUUGAAGAGCAAGAAAAUGUCAUUAAUAUGCAGAACGCAGUCGAACAGAAAGUGCUUGAUGUUAAUGCAACAAUUGUCGACGCAGCCAUAAAUAGUGCAGAAAGCCAGGACAGCGAAGAAAAUUAUGCUUUAAAUAUUUCAUGUGUUGCACAACGUACACGACGGAAAUCUGUUGCGACGUAUCUACCCACGUUAGAGGGUCAAGUAGAUGAGGAUAAUAAAUCCACAGCCUCAUAUAAGUCCUCCGAAUGUUGUCAAGUAUUUGAGUAUGAUGACGGUAAUGACGCAGCUGACGAUAAUACGAAGAACCAUGUGUGUAGCACAGAACUAACGAAUGAGAAAAUAGCAAGUCCUUUAGAUAUAAGCUGUAUAGCGAAUCGCACCCGUCGUCGAUCUAUGAAAAAAAUAGAAGUUAAAUCAGAAGAGAAAAAUGUUUGUGAAGAUAAUGAUACCUAUGAACACAUUUCUUUAAGCUCACACAACACAUACCAACCGAGCCAAUGCAGUACCUUCUUUGAGUCUGAAUGUUAUAAAGACUUGGACGACGAAAAUGGUCAGCAGAUUGGAAAUGGUGAGAAUCAUGGUAAUCGUUUAAUGACUUACUUCUAUCAACUGUUAAAUGAAGUAAAGUCCAAUCCGCAAACUAAACAUACACAAACCGAAAACAACAAUGCUGAAAAUGUGGACGAGAUUGAAGUAAAAUCGGAUCCAUUAAACACAAGCUGCAUCGCGAAACGCACGCGCCGACGAAUGAGUUUUGUAAAUGUAAUUGAUACAAUUAAAGAAAUAGGCGAAGAGGCACAGGACUCAGAAUCAACAAUCAACAGUAUCACCAGUUCACAGGAUUCAUACAAAUCUUCUAUGUACUUUGGUAGUACCAUUGAACAUCAAACUCCAGCUAAUACUGAAACAGACUGCCCUGAAACUGACACUGCCAGCAAAGUAAAGCGAACUCACAGUCGUAAACGCAGUCAUGACAGCGUAAUCGAAAACGCAACUGUUAACGCACAAACUAAUACUAUUUGCAAAAAUGCAUUAACGCCGAAUGAUAUACGCUCACCUUCCAGUAAUAUGGUAACAUCGUCCACUUUCAGACGUGGUCAGAGAAGAUAUCUUCCUUCGCGCCGUUUGAUAGAGAGUGCAGAUAUGUAUAAAACACACAAAUCGUUGCUGGGACGCUCUCCAGUAACCAAAUAUGAAAACUGGUCAAACAUAAAAGAAUCCAGCGCAGCUUACUUCACACCAAAUUUUAUGCGCGUUAAUGGAAAGUUGAAAAGCGCUUUGAAGGAAAGCGCUCAACAGCAACAAAAUCCCCGACAAACAGCUGCUGCGCAGACGCAUUUUUCGCGUAGUUAUCAACUGCUUUUAGAAUGCAAUGAAAAUCACUAUGCUAGCACAAGUGCUAAUGCGCAGCGCGUUUAGACAAGCAUCAUGUCCCACUGAUGCAAUGCAAUUUAAGUUGUUUAGUUUAUUAAUUUAGAAUUGUAAGCAUUCAUUAUAUGGCUUAUUAUUAAAGCGGUUAGAACCUGAGGCAAAAAAAAUCGCGUUAAUGAGUAAGAACCACUAUUCACAUCGCGUUCAGAGCAUCAGUACAUAUAAACAUCUUGUUAAUUUGUAUACUUUUUUACUUCAUAUGAACCCACGGAGUUACAUAAAGUUGUGUCAAAGCAUUUUUAACACAUGCUGUCAUGACCAGCUGUUAUUUAUGAUUAAAAAUUGUUUACACAUUCCAACCAAGAAAAAUAUGUUUUUUUUUUUUACGUAAUAACUGUAUACGAAUAGAUUGUAAAUCAAAAAAAAAAAAAAACUUUUUGGUUCAAAGAGGAUCAGAGAAUAUAAAUAUUUGUUACUUUUCUACUCUAUAUGGACUACAAAUUGUAUUAAAAUGCCAAAAUCAGCCGUUUAGUUUCGUUUUUAUAGGUUUGUUUCUUAACUGCUAACUAUCACUAACUAGCCAGUUUCUGCGAAACAAAAAACGUUCUUAACUCAAAAAAAACAGCAGAAGAGAGCGGAAGAAGCAGAUAGACCUGCUGGUUCUUGCUAGUAUAAAAUUGCUACUGCCAUAUAAAGAAGCUGUUAAAACCUUAUUAAUAAAAAACAUAAUUUGUCUAUUAGUUGUUAGUUUGUAAGCGAUUAUUAAAUU